Molecule: messenger RNA, 4523 nt
Organism: Synchiropus splendidus (mandarinfish)
Lineage: Eukaryota; Metazoa; Chordata; Actinopteri; Syngnathiformes; Callionymidae
Gene: rgmb
Product: repulsive guidance molecule BMP co-receptor b
Exons: 3
Coding region: 343-1731 (462 amino acids)
Biological process (GO): BMP signaling pathway
Cellular component (GO): plasma membrane
Molecular function (GO): coreceptor activity
Source: RefSeq, a predicted model, not a curated record
GGAGGAGAAAGUGAAAGGGGAGGAGUGGGAGAGAAGCCCCGGCCUGCGGAGAUUGAGAUGCGAUUGUGCGAGUGGAAACGGCAGAGUGGUCCGAAGCAGAGCACAAGUGCCUCUGAAAUCACGCCGUGGAUGUGCUGGCAGCGGGGGAAAGUGGGAAAGUGACCGCAGCGACUUGUGCCGGCUGCAGCUGCGCGUUCAUGCUCCUGCGCACCCGAGGAGGCGAGGAAGGCGAGAAGAGUGAGGAAGAAGAAACCAAAGAAGACGAGAGGAGGCCCGGACACCAGCCCUUCUCGGCCCUUGGAGGUCGGUCCACUCUCCCCUCCUGGCCCUGCAUGGACGGGGAUGGGGAGAGACGGAUGUUGUGGCCGCGGGGCUGAGCGCCUCGCCUCACCGCGUCCGGUGCGCCGCUUCCGGCCACUGCUGCCGCUGAUCCUCGCUGUUUGCUUCGGAGCCCACUUUGGUCAGUGUCAGGUGGCCACUCCUCAAUGUCGAAUCCAGAAGUGCACGACUGACUUUGUCUCCCUCACCACCCACCUCACGCCCGCCGUGGAUCGCUUCCAUGAAGAGUUCUGCAAGGCUCUUCGUGCUUACUCGGCCUGCACGCAGAGAACCUCCAAGUCCUGCCGAGGAAACCUGGUCUUCCACUCAUCUGUGCUGGCCAUCUCUGACCUCAUGAGUCAGCGGAACUGCUCCAGAGACGGGCCUACUCCCACCACGGGCCACAUGGACGCACCUGAGCCCUGCAACUACCACAGCCGGACGCAGCACGCGCACUCGCACCUGCACUCUCACUCGCACUCACAUGGCCGCACUCAGCCCGGAUACCUGUUCUGUGGCCUGUUUGGGGACCCGCACCUGAGGACGUUUAAGGACAGCUUCCAGACCUGUAAGGUGGAGGGGGCGUGGCCUCUCAUCGAUAAUGACUAUCUAUCAGUGCAGGUCACAAAUGUUCCGGUGGUAACAGGAUCCAGCGCCACGGCAACCAACAAGAUUACCAUCAUCUUCAAACCCUAUGAAGGCUGCACGGACCAGCGGGUCUACCAGGCCGUCACCGAUAAUCUCCCCGCUGCCUUUGACGACGGCACCGUCAGCAGUGGAGACCCCAUCCACUCUUCAGCCGGUGCAAAUGGUGCCGCCAGGAAGGUCCGGGCGCUAUGGAUCUCAGAGCGCAGCCCUGGCCACCACGUGGAGCUUCAUGCUGGCUACAUCGGCGUGACGGUGAUCGUCCGGCAGCUGGGCCGCUACUUGACCCUGGCUGUUCGGAUCCCUGAGGAGCUGGCUCAGGCCUACGACGCCACCCAAGACCUGCAGCUCUGUUUGAACGGCUGCCCCAGGGGGGAGCGAAUCGACCAGGGUGGUCACCUGCCGUUGUCCCCGCCUCCUCUGAGCCUGCAGCUUCAGCAGAUGCGUCGGCCCAGUUUUGCCUCUCAGACUCAGCUGUCCCUUCACGGCUCUCCACAGGUCUUCAGCCUUGAUGGGGCGAGGGAGCGCUGUCAAGAGAAGCUGCUGGUGCAAGAUAUUUACUACUCCUCCUGUGUGUUUGACCUCCUGACCACCGGGGACGCCAACUUCUCUGUGGCUGCCUAUAGUGCCCAGAAAGACAUGGAGAGUCUUCACCCUCACCAAGACAGAUGGAGGAUCUACCCAAAGGGCUCUGCUCCCUCCACAUUCUACCCUGACACGCCAAGACUUCUGCUACUUCUCCUGCUGUGUAAACUGUGUCUUGAAUAAGCACUAACAUGAAACACCAGCUUCUCACUCCAAGAGGAAGUUGGGAGCUUGUUUGUCUCUGGUGUAUUUAUUCUUGUCCUCCCCUCUGUGGAGGCUUGUCUGGAACAGAGAGCCCUGGAGAAAUCACAGCAGUCGUGAAGAUCCAGUAAUAUGACCCUAAUGACAAUGUCGAUAUCCUUGUGUGUGUGUGUGUCCCACCAACACAAACACACACUCUGAUCUGUAUAUAGUUUUGUUUUUUUGUGCACAGUGUGAUGCCGCAGUUCAAUGUGAUUUUCUUUAAUACCUCAGACAGAGGAUGUUUGUUUCAAAGAGGCACUUUAUUUUCCUGUUUUUAAAUCCACAACAGUGUUUCUUAUUCUCAACCAACAUGUCCACUGGAUGACAUCAGCUGAUUUGGAUUUAGUUGUGAUUAGAUCCCGCAGUAUGAAUUUCCAUCAUUUGGAAAAGUCACUUGUCAACGUGACUUCUUUGUCGAAUGUAUUUUCUGUUGUUGAUGCCAUCUCUACUGUAGCUUUGCUGUCCUUCAGCCACGUCUGUGUGAAUGUGUCGUCUCUACUGUCUGACCGCUCCUCCAGAGGAUCAGCACUCACAGCUUCAGUUGUAUUCUUUUGAGCCGCAGACUUCACUCUACUGCUCUCCAGCGUGCCCAACAUCGCUCAGCACCAAACCAGCACUUUCUCCCCCACACAGUCAUCUUCAGUCCAUCUCAUGCAGGAUUCGUUCAGUCGUGACUGGACUCUUCAAACAUCACUGGGUUGUGGUCAAUGGUGGUGACUUAUGGCACCGCUUCAAAUCCCUUGUACAGCAUUGCGUGUUACCAACGUCACUGUUGGUAUUGUGAUCUCAUUUUGUGUCAAUGUAGUUUGGUGAAUGACUGGUCAAUGUUAAUACUUAACUUAUUUAUGAAAGUAGUGUUCAGUAGAAGUUCAGCUUCAUAUUCUUGCUGUUUGGUCAUAACAAUUUUAAAGUCAGAUGUGAUUGUACUGCCACCUAGUGGCGCUCUCUUGCUUUGUAAGUGUGUUUCUCAUAACACUUAAAAACAUGGAAGCGAAGUAUUUAUUAUUUUCAGUGUUUUUGUCCAUGUUGAGACGAUUCGAACUUUCACCCGAGAUGAACGACAGAAGAAUGAGGAUUUGUGCAGUCAUUUUUCAUGCGAGUCAAAACACACUAAUACAUGCUAGUUCAACACAUAAUGUAAGAAAAAAAAAACGUUUAAAGGCGUUUAUGUAUGGAAAAAACAAAACACAGGAUAUUAAGUUUGAACGCGACAAGAUUUAUUAAAAUGUCACAAAUAUGGUUGCCUUUUAUACAUUAGAGCUAAUUUUUCAUCUGUGAAAUUGCUUUCAGUUUUAAAUCCUUCAUUUUCUCAACAUAAAACAAUGAACACGCAACGAUCACCCAAGUGUGAGCUAGUGUGUACACACCAGUCGUCUGAGGUCACGUCUAAUCAGAUACUACAACAGACCUUUUCUCAACCGCCACUUUUCAGCAGCACCUGCUGUCUCACUUACUGAAAAGAAGAUGACAAGAUUCCCAGCUGGGUUUCUGGUAGCGUUAAAGACAGACCUCUUUACCUGAGAUGACACUCUUAACAGUGAGUUUUGAACCCAACUAGAGGUCUAGUUCACAAAGCAAAUGGGAAGAGGUCCAUUGAGGAGACAGCUGAGAAUUAUAUCCUCACUCAUCUUUAUGACUGUUGAGCCCCGCUCAGCCUUAAACUGAGACAAACACAGAUUUCUAUAAAAGAAAAGAAAAUCAGUUAAUAAAAGUGAAAUCACUCCAUCUAAAAUGUGGUACUCACCACUUCACAAUGGCAUAUAAUGUUAUGAGAGUGUUAAAGACAAGACUCUUGAAGAAAAGCAGCCUCAAGAUCAGAACACUCAUUGUGGUGGUCAUCACGACAACAUCUGCAGGGCAAAACACCCAGAAAUAAUUUCAAAAGCAGGUAUGAAUGGAAUAAUUACGUGAUAUGAUGUGAAAUAUUUUACCGUCUGUCUCUUGUUCUCCUGAGCAGACAUCACUUUCAUCUCCUGAGGGAUUGAAACAGAGCAUCAUGUGUAACCAGCUACAGUAUAUGGUGAUCAGAAAUGAAAGGAUCUGCUCAGUGCCCACCUGAGAAGGUGGUCCGAGCCUUCUUCUGCACCCUGGGAUGUCGAGGAUAGUUGACAGAGCAGAUGAAAGAAGGCCAGUCGUCGGUCGUCACGGUGAUUGCUGACACUGCACUGUGUUCACGGAGCUGUCUGUGCACAGCAAAGCUGUACAUCCAGUUGCUGUCUUGGCCUUGUGACGGGGACGUCCAGCUGACCUGCAGAUUCCCUCUCCUCAAGUCCCUCACCAUGCAGACCAGCAGCGUCCAGCCCAGACGUUCUCCAGACAGGUGGACUGGAGGAGCCAGAGAAGCCAGCACAUGACCUCUAACCCCUGGGUAAACAAAACUCCAGCCUUAUGAGCAGUUCAUAUUCGAUUACAUUCUUAUAAAUACACAAGAAUAUGAUUCACAUCAAUUUGGAAAAAAUACUGUACAGGCGAGAAGUUCAAGAGACAAGUUUCAGCAGACAAAUUUAACCACACUGUGAUUCAUUGGAUCGAUUACUUUUGCUGUCUGAACAGUUGUUUAAAUUAAACAAUCUUAGUUUGCUUCAUAUGCUUUUUGCAGUUACAAAUGAAACACACACAUGUUUGUUUCACUAUUUUUGUGAGGACCUCUCAUUGACAUAACCCUUUCCCCGGCCACUCACAGUUAACUGAACCGUCCAAAACAAAUGGCUAACCUUAACCAGGACUCUGAA